Jaculus jaculus (lesser Egyptian jerboa) is the source of this 683-nucleotide messenger RNA. RefSeq lists its product as uncharacterized. NCBI's taxonomy places the organism in Eukaryota, Metazoa, Chordata, Mammalia, Rodentia, Dipodidae. The coding region runs from base 6 to 683 and encodes 225 amino acids. The transcript has a single exon. The record is from RefSeq and is a predicted model, not a curated record.
UCAAAAUGGGGGACCCAAACUCCCAGAAGAAACAAGCUCUGAACAGACUCCGUGCUCAGCUUAGAAAGAAAAAGGAAUCUCUAGCUGACCAAUUUGACUUCAAGAUGUAUAUUGCCUUUGUGUUCAAGAAGAAGAAAAAGUCAGCACUUAUUGAAGUGUUUGAGGUCAUACCAGUUAUGACAAAUAAUUAUGAAGAAAAUAUUCUGAAAGGUGGGCGGGACUCCAGCUACUCCUUGGAAAGCGUGGAGCUUCUACAGGAUGUGGUGCAGCGGCAAGCCCCUCAGUAUCAGUCCAUGCGGAGGGAUGUAAUUGGUUGUAUGAGGGAGAUGAAUUUCAUUCUUUCGCCUCGGAAUGAUAUUGAGAAAAUUGUUGGUCUCCUGUUUUCUAGAUGGAAGGAAUCUGAUGAGCCUUUUAGGCCUGUUCAGGCCAAAUUUGAGUUUCAUCACGGUGACUAUGAAAAACAGUUUCUGCAUGUACUGAGCUGCAAGGACAAGACUGGAAUUGUCAACAAUCCUAACCAGUCAGUGUUUCUCUUCAUUGACAGACAGCACUUGCAGACUCCAAAAAACAAAGCUACCAUCUUCAAGUUAUGCAGCAUCUUCCUCUACCUGCCCCAGGAGCAGCUCACCCGCCAGGCAGUCAGCACCUUAGAGGAUCACCUCCUUCCUUACAUGCCAGAGUAA